Nerophis ophidion (straightnose pipefish) is the source of this 3391-nucleotide messenger RNA. RefSeq names its product solute carrier family 35 member C2 (gene slc35h1). Gene Ontology annotation, biological process: UDP-glucose transmembrane transport. Lineage: Eukaryota; Metazoa; Chordata; Actinopteri; Syngnathiformes; Syngnathidae. Gene Ontology annotation, cellular component: Golgi apparatus; cis-Golgi network; endoplasmic reticulum-Golgi intermediate compartment. The coding region runs from base 225 to 1298 and encodes 357 amino acids. The transcript is spliced from 10 exons. Gene Ontology annotation, molecular function: antiporter activity. The record is from RefSeq and is a predicted model, not a curated record.
UUAUUUUAACAAUAUCACAAAAAAAUAAAAAUAAGUCGGUGAGUUUAUCUUCGAUUAUUUUCAUCGUUUCUUUUUAUUUAUUUUAUUUAUUCAUUUAUGUUCGUUGUGUGUGCUGCUACUGCGCAUGCGUGAAGUCAACCCAUCUCAAAGGAUUGGUGUUUAUAAAAAAAGGACACUGGCUUCACAUUGCAGAUGGCAUUUCUUCAACUCUAGCUGCCUGUUUUAUGGCGUGCCCGGUCCAGUUCCUGUGCAGGACUCUGCGGACUUUGGGACUGGUUCUCCUCUACUAUGUCUUCUCCAUAGGCAUCACUUUCUAUAAUAAAUGGCUAAUGAAGGAUUUCCACUAUCCCCUCUUUAUGACGCUGGUACACCUGGCCAUCAACUUCUGCCUGUCGGCGCUGACCCGGCGGGCCAUGAAGUGCUGGACAGGGAAGUCUCGUGUUAUUCUCAGCUGGACUGAUUACCUCUACAAGGUGGCUCCCACAGCCUUGGCGACAACACUGGACAUUGGACUGUCCAACUGGAGCUUCCUCUUCAUCACCAUUAGCUUGUACACCAUGACCAAGUCCUCGGCAGUACUCUUUAUUCUCUUUUUCUCUCUGCUCUUCAAACUUGAGGAGCCAAACCCAUUCCUGGUCCUGGUGGUGCUGUUGAUCGCCAGCGGCCUCUUCAUGUUCACCUUCCAGUCAACCCAGUUCAACCUGGAAGGCUUCGUUUUGGUGCUGCUGGCGUCCUUCAUCGGGGGAAUACGAUGGACCCUCACUCAGGUGCUCAUGCAGAAAGCGGAGCUGGGUCUCCAGAACCCGGUGGACGCCAUGUACCACCUCCAACCUCUCAUGUUCCUUGGCCUCUUUCCUCUCUUCCUGGUUAAUGAAGGAUUGAGCUUGAGCACGUCAGACAAGUUGUUCCGGGUGACGGAGUUGUCUCCUCUCUUGUAUUCUGUGCUCUUGUUGAGCAUGGGAGGAAUCCUGGCUUUCGGUUUGGGCUUUUCAGAGUUUCUUCUCGUCUCACGAACAUCCAGCCUCACCUUGUCCAUAUCGGGCAUCUUUAAGGAGGUCUGCACGCUGCUACUGGCAGCGUCGCUGAUGGGAGACAAAAUGAGCGCACUCAACUGGCUGGGCUUCGUGAUGUGUGUGUGUGGUAUCGCUCUGCACGUGGGUCUGAAGACCUACUACUCCAAAAAUAAAGGCUCGUCCGUAAGGCAGCUGAGCGGAAAGAACACGGAGCUCCAGCUGCCCUUGCUAAGGCAGGAUGAAGACGAUGGCGACAAUGAGGAAGAGGAAAUGACUCUGCUCUAGCAUACGAGAUCAUCGUCAUCCUCGUAGAGAUCCGUCAUGGUCUGCUUGACAACCUCACCAUCUAUGUUGUUCUCUUUUGUCUCAGGGGCGUUAAAAUGAUUGAAAUUGAAUACUUUUCUAUGUGAGGUGACUCUCUAGGAGAAUCAUGGACCUUACUAACUUGAUAACAAUCAGUUUGUUCCCUUAAACUAGAUUUAUCCACACAAAUUUAACCUCCACACAAAUAGAAAUGAUAUAAUAGAAGAUACUUUAUUGAUCCCUGGGGGAAAUUCAGCAACCACAGUUUGCUCACAAUAGACAAUAAACACUUAGGUAUUUUUUACAUGUGAAUAAUAUAAAUACAGUCUAUUAUACAGCAUUAUUCACAAGCGAAUAAAAUAAAUGCAGUCAAUUAUACAGCAUUAUUCACAUGUGAAUAAUAUAAAUACAGUCUAUUAUACAGCAUUAUUCACAUGUGAAUAACAUAAAUACAGUCUAUUAUACAGCAUUAUUCACUUGUGAAUGAUAUAAGUACAGUCAAUUAUAGAGCAUUAUUCACAUGUGAAUAACAUAAAUACAUUCUAUCAUAUAGCAUUAUUCACAUGUGAAUAAUAUGAAUGCAGUCUGUUAAACAGCAUUAUUCACAUGUGAAUAAUAUAAAUAGUCUAUUAUACAGCGUUAUUCACAUGUGAAUAAUAUAUAAACAGUCUAUUAUACAGCCUUAUUCACAGGUGAAUAAUAUAAAUACAGUCAGUUAUACAGCAUUAUUCACAUGUAAAUAACAUAAAUACAGUCUUUUAUACAGCGUUAUUCACAUAUGAAUAACAGUUUAUUAUACAGCAUUAUUCACAUGUGAAUAGUAUAAAUAUUGUCAAUUAUACAGCAUUAUUCACAGGUGAAUAAUAUAAAUACAGUCAAUUAUACAGCAUUAUUCACAUGUGAAUAACAUAAAUACAGUCUAUUAUACAGCGUUAUUCACAUUUGAAUAACAUAAAUACAGUCUAUUAUACAGCAUUAUUCACAUGUGAAUAAUAUGAAUACAGUCUGUUUUAAAGCAUUAUUUACAUGUGAAUAAUAUACAGUCUAUUACACAGCAUUAUUCACAUGUGAAUAACAAAUACAGUGUCUUAUACAGCAUUAUUCACAUGUGAAUAAUAUAAAUACAGUCUAUUAUACAGCAUUAUUCACAUGUGAAUAACAUAAAUACAAUAUUAUACAGCAUUAUUCACAUGUGAAUAACAUACAGUAUUAUACAGCAUUAUUCACAUGUGAAUAAGAUAAAUACAGUCUAUUAUACAGCAUUAUUUACAUGUGAAUAAUAUAAAUACAGUCUAUUAUACAUUUAAGUACAGUCAAAAAGGAACAUAUGCAUUAUACAGUCUGAUGGCUGGGAGUCUGAGCCUUCCACUGAUUGUGCUCAUUCUCUCCGCCAGGCCGCAGUGUAGUGGGUGGGAGGUGUUGUCCAUAAUGGCUUGGAGCUUUGCGAGACUUCUCUCUGACACCACCACUAGAGAGUCUAGCUCCACUCCCACCACGUCACUGGCCUUCCUUACCGGCUUGUCCAGCCCGUUUGUGUACCCCGCUCUCAGCUCGCUUCCCCAGCAGGCCACGGCGUACAAGAAGGCGCUCGCCACCACCGACUCGUAGAACAUCUUCAUCAUCUUUGUACAGAGGUUGAAGGAUCCUAGCCUCCACUUCUCUGACCCGUCUUGUAGAGUGCCUCAGUAUGUUUUAACCCUGAUCGUUUGGAUGCUCAGACUCUGACCGCCAAAGACUGCAUCGUAUUAUUGUAAUGCGUUCCAACUCCACCUGAGCUCAUCUGUUUCCAUAAUUUUUUUCAUUUGGCAUUAUAUUCGACUCAAGCCAUUAUGCACUGAGCCUAAUUAAUGUUGGAGCUGACUCGAAGCAUGGAUUUUUGCCGCUCGCUAAUCAACCAUGUGACCUCAGGGGUAUUGUACUUUACAGGUUGUACUGUACUUCAAUACUUUUUCUUGCUUUCAGUGGAUAUUUUUAGCUUUAAAAAUGACCUGAUUGUGCCUUACUUUCUGUACCUCGGCGUCUUCUACUGGACUUGUAAUUAAAACAUUUGCUGCAAUUUAUCAUACAAAAUAGAA